GGUUGCGGAGCUGGGCCAGAGUUUCUCUAGAUCGGGGGGAUUAUCACACACACAUCCACGCAGUUACUGGGACGGGCUGUUGCCAGCCCCAGGAAAGUAGAGACUGCAUCCCCUGACUAACGGAGGAGCACACAACUGCGUUUCCAGGAGCAUGCAUCUGCACUGAGGGAGUCGUUCUGUGUAAAGGUCGGAAGAGAAGGAUCGUUGCAUUGAGAUGGCAGAGCAAGAUAACCCGAAUCCCAAGCCCCAUAAGUUAUUCCGGGAAAGCCGGAGGACGGCGAGGCGCAGGAGGAACUUACCUGAAUCCCAGGAACCCAAGGUGGAGGAGGACAAAGGGGAGAAGCAGAACUUCGGGGAGAAGUUCGUCAUGGAGAAGGUCCACGAGUUCUUCCAGGAGUGCGGCGUGGGUGAGAGGGGCUUCAUCACACGGGAAGACAUGCAGAAGCUGCAGCAGAAGUUUCCCUUCAGUUCAGAGGAGUUGGAGAUGGUGUUUGAUAAGCUGGAUGUGGACACCAAAGGCAUUCUGACCCCUGAACAGCUUACCGAGGGGCUGAGCCACUUCCUGAGCGACCAGGGGGAGGACAAGGAUGUUUCAUGUCUGAAGCUUGCUGCCGAACCCCAGUACUGCGACUCCCAAUCCCACAGCCUCCAGGACCAGGUUGACGUUGAAGAUGAGGAGAAGCAUCAGUUUGCCGCACUGAUGGGGAAACUGGGAGCCACUGUCAUCUUUGAAGAUAAGUCAGAGAUUUGGAAGCUGUGGAUCCAGCUCAGACGCAACGAGCCAAACUUGUUGGGGCACCUGGAGGACUUCCUAUCCAAAGUGACUUGCCAAAUCCAGGACACUCUGCAUGAGAAGGAGGAUUUGGAACGCACCCUAAAAAAGAAGAUGGUGGAACACAAUGCAGACACGCAGAGACUCUAUGAGGAGAUGGAGCUUCAAAUCAACAAUGAGAAGGAAAGGAUAGAGGAUGAGAUUGUUGUGAGGUUCCAAGCCCAGAGUCAAGACCUACAAAAGGAGUUAGACAGCAAACAGGAAGAAGUGCAACAUCUGGUCCAGGUGCAGGCACAGUUACAGGCAGAGCUCAUGUUACUGGGCUGCAAACAGGACGAGGCCAACACUGAGAACCAGGAGAUCAAGAUGAGCAACCAGGAGCUCAAGAUGAGCAACCAGGAGAUGGCGUUGCAGGUGGAGGGGAUCCAACAGGAGCUGCAGGAGGCACGGGAUCGGCUGGUGAUUCGCAAGGAGGAAGCAGCUCACCGGGAGGAGAGAGAAGGGGAGUGGAGGCAGUCUCUUGGCCUGGAGGGGCCAAGCUCGGAAGAAGCUGUUCAGCAGUUACAGGCUGAGCUUGUGUCCAUGUGCAGUAAACAUGACGAGAUCAGCAAUGAGAACCAGGAGCUCAAAUACCUCAACCAGAAGCUGGAGACGGGGAUGGAGGGGAUCCAAGCGGAGCUGCAGGAGGCUCGGGAUCGACUGGAGGGGAAGAAUGGAGAGUGUAAUCGAACCCCGGACAAUGCGAGGCCGUGCUCGGAAGAGGCUGAUCAGCAGUUACAGGCGGAGCUCGAGUCCCUGCGCAGUAAACAGGACGAGACCAGCACUGAGAACCAGGAGCUGCAUCUCACCAACCAGGAGCUGGAAGCUCGGCUGGAGGGGAUUCAACAAGAGCUGCAGGAGGCUCGGGAUCGGCUGGUGAUCCUCCAGGAGGAAGUAGCUCACCGAGAGGAGAGAGAAGGUGAGUCGGAUCCAUCUCCAGGGUCGUGCUCCAAAGAAGCUUUUCAGCAGUUGCAGGCGGAGCUCGUAUUCUUGCGCAGUAAACAGGAUGAGACAGGCACUGGGAACCAGGAGCUGCAUCUCACCAACCAGGAGCUGGAGGUGCGGCUGGAGGGGAUCCAACAGGAGCUGCAGGAGGCUCGGGAUCGGCUGGUGAGCCUCCAGGAGGAAGCAGCUCACCGAGAGGAGAGAGGAGGAGAGUUGGAUCCAUGUCCAGGCAGUGCAGGUCCGUGUACAGAAGAAGCUUUUCAACAGUUACAGGCAGAGCUCGUGUCCCUACGUAGUAAACAGGACGAGACCGGCACUGAGAACCAGGAGCUGGAAGCACGGCUGGAGGGGAUCCAACAGGAGCUGCAGGAGGCUCGGGAUCGGCUGGUGAGCCUCCAGGAGGAAGCAGCUCACCGAGAGGAGAGAGGAGGAGAGUUGGAUCCAUGUCCAGGCAGUGCAGGUCCGUGUACAGAAGAAGCUUUUCAACAGUUACAGGCGGAGCUCGUGUCCUUGCGCAGUAAACAGGAUGAGACAGGCACUGAGAACCAGGAGCUGCAUCUCACCAACCAGGAGCUGGAAGUGCGGCUGGAGGGGAUCCAACAGGAGCUGCAGGAGGCUCGGGAUCGGCCGGUGAGCCUCCAGGAGGAAGCAGCUCACCGAGAGGAGAGAGGAGGAGAGUUGGAUCCUUCUUCAGGCAGUGUCGGCCCAGGUUCCGAAGAACCUAUUCUAAAGUUACAGGCGGAGCUCGUGUCCCUGCGGAGUAAAGAGGACGAGACCAACACUGAGAACCAGGAGCUGCAUCUCACCAACCAGGAGCUGGAAGGACGUCUGGAGGGGAUCCGACAGGAGCUGCAGGAGGCUCGGGAUCGGCUGGUGAUCCUCCAGGAGGAAGCAGCUCACCGGGAGAAGGGAGAAGGAGAGUUGGAUCGGACACCUGGCACUGAGGGACAGUGCUCUGAAGAAGCUAUUCAGCAGCUACAGGCGGAGCUCGUGUCCCUGUGCAGUAAACUGGACGAGACCAGCACUGAGAACCAGGAGCUCAAGCUGACCAACCAGGAGAUGAAGACACAAUUGGAGGGGAUCCAACAAAAUCUGCAGGAGGCUCAGGAUCAGCUGGUGAUCCUCCAGGAGGAGAAAGAAAAAGGCGAGGAUCAACUGUCUGGCAGUGGAAGAGCAGAUUCUGAUGAAGUUGUCCUGCAGUUACAGGCGGAGCUCGAGUCCCUGCGCAGUAAACAGGACGAGACCAGCACUGAGAACCAGGCGCUCACUUUGAUCAACCAGGAGCUGGAAGCACGGCUGGUGGGGAUCGACCAGGAGCUGCAGGAGGCUCGGAAUCAGCUGGUGAUCCUUCAGGAGGAAGCAACUCACCGAGAGGCGGGGGAAGGACUCCAGAGAACUCGCUCCAUCCGACGCCGUGUCACCCGCGACCCCCACCUGCAGGUCAAAGGUCAGGAAGUGACCCUGGGAAUGGGUGACGACGGAGACGAUGGGGAAACAGCAGCAGCUUCAGCAGGAGAUGGAGCAGUAGAGAGAACCAAAAAGAUGGCGGGCUCCAAGGAUCCCGACCAAGUCUACAACAUCAUGUUCGUGGGGAAUUCCAAUUGUGGGAAAACAUCCUUCAUCCAGCAUUUCUGUGAUGGUAAUAUCCAGCCGGAAUUAUCUACCACCGUAGGGAUCGAUUAUCGAGUGAAGACCCUGAUGGUGGGGGACAGACACGUAGCCCUCCAACUGUGGGACACUGCGGGUCAGGAGCGGUACCACAGUGUGGCCAAACAGUACUUUAGGAAGGCAGACGCAGUGAUUGUGAUGUACGACAUUGCUUCCUCGAGCUCGUUCAGUAAGGUGCACUAUUGGUUGUCCUGUGUCAAGGAAACAACAUCUGAUGAUGUCUGCAUUCUUCUGCUGGGAAACAAAAUGGAUGACACUGCCCACCGUCAAGUCUCCAAAGCUGAGGCAGAACAACUUGCUCAGGACAACAACAUCUUGUUCUACGAAUGCAGUGCCCACACUGGUCAGAACAUCAUUGCCUGCAUAGAGCAUCUCUCAAAAUCGCUGAAGCAGCAGGAAGAGAGGAUUCAAGGGAAGACGGUGGAAUUGGUGAAGAAGCCGGCAGAGAAGCGGUGUUGUUAGAAAACAUGGAAAAUAGGUGCAGGAGUAGGCCAUUCGGCCCUUCGAUCCAGCAUCGCCAUUCAAUAUGAUCAUGGCUGAUCCAAA
Messenger RNA from Amblyraja radiata (thorny skate), 3970 nucleotides. Its product is annotated as ras-related protein Rab-44-like. Gene Ontology annotation, molecular function: calcium ion binding; GTP binding; GTPase activity. Lineage: Eukaryota; Metazoa; Chordata; Chondrichthyes; Rajiformes; Rajidae. The coding region runs from base 215 to 3886 and encodes 1223 amino acids. The transcript has 31 exons. The record is from RefSeq and is a predicted model, not a curated record.